CAAACCACCCGCUUUGUUUGUUGCGUUACGCUCUUUUCUAUAUCUCUGUCCAUUUCCUACAUCUCAACCAAAUUUUACACCCCACCACCGCCCCUCACCGCGGAGCCAGACGCCAGACGGUGGCCCAAAGUUGCGGCCGACGACCAAUAAAUUCAAUUCAAUUGGGCAGAAACGCUGAGAGGAGUAACUGAAAAUAGGAAAAUGAUGAGGGAUGUGUCCAGCUUCAGUACGUACAACUAUGGCGACGCUCUGUAUUGGGACGCUCGCUACGUUGAAGAGGCUGGGAGUUUCGAUUGGUACCAGCGGUACUCUUCUCUCCGCCCAUUCGUUCGCCACUACGUCCCCACUUCUUCACGCGUCCUCAUGGUGGGCUGUGGCAAUGCCCUGAUGUCAGAGGAUAUGGUGAAGGAUGGGUAUGAAGACAUAAUGAACAUUGAUAUCUCUUCAGUUGCAAUCGAAAUGAUGAGCAAAAAAUAUGAGUACAUCCCUCAGCUCAAAUACAUGAAAAUGGAUGUCAGGGAUAUGAGUGCGUUCGCAGAUGAUUCAUUUGGCAGUGUCAUUGACAAGGGGACUCUUGAUUCUUUAAUGUGUGGCAACGAUGCCCCAAUUAGUGCUGCUCAGAUGCUCGGAGAAGUGAGCAGGCUGCUGAAGCCUGGAGGAACUUAUAUGUUGAUAACUUAUGGUGAUCCCAAGGUAAGGAUGCCUCAUUUGAUGCGCCCAGUAUACAAUUGGAAGAUUAUGCUGUAUAUAAUACCAAGGCCAGGGUUUCAUAAACCUGCUCCUGGUUCGUCAUCAUCAUCAUGUGCAUAUUUGGAACCAGUUCCAAUCACUGAGAAUGGCUUACUUCCAGUAGACUAUGUUCUGCAAGAUCCAGAUUCUCACUUCAUCUACAUAUGCAAAAAGAUGGAUGAAAAUUCGGAGCUCAAUGAGGAUAGCUCCUCGUAUCCUUUGAGGGUUGAUAAAUCAUUAUAGGAACAUUUCAAAAAUCAAGCUGCAACUUAAGCUUCUUCUGCAGGUUUGUUGGAGACCAAAGACAUCGAAUCAAUGUUGUUUCCCUCCAGUAGAAGAAUAUCUGGAAAAGCAAAGAACUGAAAACAGAGAAGGGAAACAAGCAAGACUAUGUCACAGAUUGUAGCUUAGAUACUGGAAUAAGAGCUUCCGCUGCUCCCUCGUUAUCCUAUUCAGUAGGGGUGAUUCAUCCCUGUAGCUUAAUUUGACCCCUGGGAUGCUUUUUGGUUUGUGAUUCUUUUUUAUCUUUCUGCUGAAAAUUAGUCCAAUUCAGCUGCCACCGCACCACAUUAUUAACCCAACUCUUGCCCUUAAGUUGUCCAAAUUCGGAUAGACUGUUGGUCCAUUUUUUCGCCACAUCAGUAAAAGCUCAUUAAUGAACCUGAGGAGGUAUUGGUGUUUUUUUCUUUAUAAGAAGUGAAGUGUUACUGGAGUUGACAGUAGUGAAAUGGAGACGAAAUCAAACUUGUGUUAGCUUUAUUAGGCUGUGUUGAAGCAUCGAGAAGCCCUCUUCUCCUCUUCCGCGUUCAAUUCUUUGUUACGCAAAAAAUAGAAUUCGGG
This is a messenger RNA of Linum tenue, 1569 nucleotides long. The record is from the annotation of a GenBank genome assembly. Lineage: Eukaryota; Viridiplantae; Streptophyta; Magnoliopsida; Malpighiales; Linaceae.